Episyrphus balteatus (marmalade hoverfly) is the source of this 2112-nucleotide messenger RNA. Its product is annotated as radial spoke head protein 6 homolog A-like. Gene Ontology annotation, cellular component: axoneme; radial spoke. Gene Ontology annotation, biological process: cilium movement involved in cell motility; cilium assembly; axoneme assembly. The coding region runs from base 121 to 2076 and encodes 651 amino acids. The transcript is spliced from 3 exons. The record is from RefSeq and is a predicted model, not a curated record. Lineage: Eukaryota; Metazoa; Arthropoda; Insecta; Diptera; Syrphidae.
CCAAAAAAUUGAACAACAGAUAAAAAAACGAAACAAUCUGAAUUUCCAACUUAAAAUUUAAAAAAAUCAUAGAAUUCUUUGAGGACUUCUUCAACUAAAUAAAUAAAAACAGCAAAGAAAAUGGCCAAUUCAUGUGCCUCUAGCAAUGAAUAUCCCUCAAUUUUAUCAUCCGUGUAUUCUAAAAUUAAUGAAGCCAUAAGGUGCAAACAUUGCAAAUGUCCAUCGAGUUGCAACAGUUCCAAAAGUUCUUUGGAAUUUCGAUGUCCAUCAGAUGAAGUUCAAGAAAUUGACUACAAAAAGUUCAAAACGAUUCUUCAGCAAUCUAGUUCCAGAAGUGGAGACAACCUGUUUGACCAUUUGGUUGAGGUUAUAAAACGCAUAAUUGAUGAACGCCCAGUAAAUGUUACGGAUUAUUUUGAACAAUUUAGUCGCAAUGUUCGAAAAAAUAAACUUACUUCUGCUAUUGAACCAGUCGAAAAACCGCAAUUUCUUGAACGGGCUAAGUCAUUUUUAGAAUUUAUAAGGUCCACGGAUUUUCAAGAAAAAUUUAGUUACAUUGAUGAAUUUGAACCCUUUGGUGAAUCAGAAAUGACAAUCUAUCAAUCAUCCGAUUCGGCACAUGAAAAAAUUCAACGUACCUUAUUGGAUAACGAAAAUUUUCUUCAAAUUCAACAUUUUUUUGGAUUUUGUGGCAUAGGUUUAAACAUCGAUGAGGUAUUUCAACUAUCUUUAUCAGUUCAGAAAGUCCAACUUCAUCCGAAUGUUGAAAAUGCCCGUUUUUGGGGAAGAAUUUUUGGCUUGCAUGGAUCUUAUUAUAUUACAGAAGCAGUUCUCACUCAUGUUGAAACAGCAAACCGAUUAAAAGCUUUUAAAGAAAGCCUAUUGGAAGAUAUGAAAUCUUUCAUAUCCAAGAAGGAACAUGGUGAAAAUUCUGUUUCAUCUGAUAGUCAACUUAUUCCUGGUUCUAAAUGGCAGAAUUUUCCACAAGAAGAUUUAAAGAAAAUGCAACAGUCUACUGAACCUACUCCAAAACUUCAAUUUGAAGAAUUAUUUGAUGCUCCAGAAGAACCAAUAGGAAUUGGAUUAAAUCGGAAAACAUAUUUUGUUACAACUUCUUUGAGUGAAGAAUGGCAAGAGCUUCCUACAGUAGCACCAAGGCAUGUAAAGGCUUCGAAGAAAAUAAAAAAGUAUUUUACUGGAGAUCUUAAUGUUGACUUGAGGCCACUAUUUCCAGGAAGUGAAAAACACUACCUUAGAGCAAUGAUUGCAAGAAUCACUUCUGGAACUUUUAUCGCUCCUAAGAACUUCUAUAGAAGAAUGAGUCGAAAAGACAAAAAGUUAAUGGAAGAAAGUGAGGAAGUUGAUGAAGAAGAUUUUGAAUCAGAUGAAGAAGGUGAUCCUGAUAAUGAUGAUUUGAUAACGAAAAAUAAUGAUUAUAAAGAGCUUUCUCUAGAGGAAUUAACUUAUACAAGUAAUUGGGUUCAUGUGAGACCUAUUAUUUUAAACCAAGGCCGUAUACUUCAUGUUAAUGAGAAAACAGCUUUCGAAAAUUUGGAAAAGAAAGCCAUCUUAAGCAUGAAAGGAAGUGCUGGCAUUUAUGAAGAUACUGGCGAAGAUGAAAUUGAAGAUGAAGAAAUUCUUCAGGAAAAAGAAAUUGGAGAAGAAUAUGUUCAAGAAAUAGGUCCUGAACUGUUUUCUCCAUGUUCAAAAGAUAAAAAUAAAAAAGGUAUUCCAUCUUGGACUUCCCGAUACUCUAGUUUUUACAACGAAAUAAAUCAAAUGAUAAUGAUGAGGUCAAAUUUAUGGCCCGGUGCAUAUUCUAUAGCAUUUGAGAAUUUUUCAGAUUGCAUUUAUAUUGGAUGGGGUUUUAAAUAUGUGUCCAGAUGUAUUUCAUUGGAAGAACUUCCGGAUGUUGAAGCUUUAGAUUAUGCUGAUACUGCUGAAGAAAUAACUGAUCCAACUGUUGAAAUGGAAGAAAAAUGGCGACAGUAUCACAUGAAAAAGGCUCUGCCCAAGAACAAGGAAGAAGAAAUGAGUGAUUUUAGUGUAGAGGUUGAUUUUGAUGAUGAAGAUUAAUUAAUUCUGUAAUAAAUAUGUUUUUAUUCGAUAAAA